Molecule: messenger RNA, 412 nt
Organism: Vitis vinifera (wine grape)
Lineage: Eukaryota; Viridiplantae; Streptophyta; Magnoliopsida; Vitales; Vitaceae
Exons: 3
Coding region: 5-412 (135 amino acids)
Source: RefSeq, a predicted model, not a curated record
GACAAUGGCAAGUGAGAAUGAGGACGAUGAGAAAUUUGUAUCCAAUCUAAACAAAGAUGUUAUUAAACGAGUUGAUGGUGGGAAGUUAAUGGAGAUGGAUAAAACCUUUCAACAAUUAAAGACACAUCUACUUGAUAUGGCUUAUGGUGCAAGUAGUAGUAGUUGUGAUAAAAUUUUGGCUAAAUUUGAGGAGAAUUAUACUCAAGUGAAAGGUCUCUUCCUUAGGUCAAGCGGAAAACCUUUGAGAAUGCACGAGGAAGGAACGAAGAAUGACAUGCUCUCAUGCGAGAGAAGUUUGGAAGAUACGAACAAUAUGAAUGUGAAUGAACAUUAUCUUCACACUUUGUCAAAUGAGAAGUUAUGCACUGAGGACUUUAAUGAAAAGAAUGAAGAUGCAUAUGUAUAUUACUGA